AACACAGCAAAAGAGUUUUAAAUGUCCGCCAUGUUGUCCAUGGCGCACUGAACCAGCGCCGGGGAGCGGAGCGUCGGAGAGAAACAGUCCGAGAGAGAGCGACCAAGACCCGGGCUCUUCACCCGGCCUCGCGGGCGACGCCCUAAACACCAGCGAACGUUAGAACAGAGACCAACCGCACAGAAACAUCCAUGAACGCGCCACUCGACACCGUUGUGAAUAUCAGGGCAUCGGAUAGAUUUAUAUUUCAUCUCGAGUUGUGAAAAUAUGAGUAAAUUGUCGUUUCGGGCGCGGGCGCUGGACGCCUCCAAGCCGCUACCCGUCUUCCGCUGCGAGGAUUUACCCGACCUGCACGAAUAUGCAUCAAUUAACCGCGCUGUGCCGCAGAUGCCGACGGGGAUGGAGAAAGAAGAGGAAUCGGAACACCAUCUCCAACGUGCCAUCUCUGCGCAGCAGGUCUAUGGUGAGAAGCGGGACAACAUGGUCAUCCCGGUCCCCGAAGCAGAGAGCAACAUCACCUACUAUGACUCCCUCUACCCUGGGGACUACAAGAUGCCAAAGCAGCUAAUUCACAUACAGCCUUUCAGCUUGGACACAGAACAACCAGACUAUGACCUGGACUCAGACGAUGAGGCCUUCGUCAACAAGCUGAAAAAGAGGUUGGAGAUCAGCUACCUGCAGUUUGAGGAGAUGAUUGACCGGCUGGAGAAAGGCAGUGGACAACAGCUUGUGAGUCUUCCUGAGGCGAAACUGCUGCUGAAAGAGGAUGACGAGCUCAUCAAGGAGGUCUUUGACUACUGGAGCCGUAAGAGGAAAAACAGCAAAGCCAACUCUCUCAUCCCCACCGUCAAGCAGGAGAAACGAGAUGGCUCCAGUACCAAUGACCCCUACGUGGCCUUCCGACGGCGCACCGAGAAGAUGCAAACACGGAAGAACCGUAAGAACGACGAGGCGUCCUAUGAGAAGAUGCUGAAGCUUCGCAGGGAUCUGAGCCGAGCCGUCACCAUCCUCGAAAUGAUCAAGAGGAGAGAGAAAAGCAAACGAGAGCUGCUGCACCUCACACUGGAGAUCUUUGAGAAGAGAAAUGCCAUGUCAGACUAUGGUGGUGAAGUGAUGGCAGAAGUUCUGGCUGAACGGGCGCUGGUGAGGCCACAGAUCAUUCCUCUUGUUCCUCUCACCAACCAAUACCGGCACCAGGACCACAUGGACCUCAAAGACUACAAGUCCAAGCCCGAAAAGACUGAAAUUCCUCGGCAGAAGAGGAAGUAUGAGAAGAAACAGAAGGUGCUACCUUUGUCGUCGGGUGCACCCCAUCAUCCAGGUCCAGUCGCCUUCAACGCCAAGGACCUGAACCAGUACGACUUCCCCAGCUCAGAUGACGAGCCCUACUCCCAGCUGCACUCAGGCUCUUCGGAAGCAGAGGAGGAGAACGACCCAGACGGUGCCUACGCUUUCCGGAGGAAGGCAGGCUGCCAGUACUACGCUGCUCGUCAAGAAAAGGUGGGUAGUUGGCCUUGGUGUGGUCCCUGGGAGGGCGGCUUGGCCGAAGCUCGCUUUCGCUACAGUCUGACCACGCUCACUGUGCCACGCCGAUGCCUGGGUAUGGCUCGAAGACGUGUGGGACGAGGCGGCAGGGUGUUACUGGACAGAGCGUGCACGGACUACGACAACGUCUUCCACGGACUGGACCCAGAAAUGCUCGACCUGCCACCUCCCGCUUCUCCUCCUCCUUCAGCUACUUCACGCUCGCCGGCCACUGACAAGUUUGCCAGUACCUCAGAAACAAAUACCUCGGACAGAAGUUCCUCUUCCUUCCACUCCUCCGUUUCCCCUUCCUCCCCCUCCUCCACGGACCUCAGUCAGAUACUGUUGAAUAUAAAGUCAUGCCGAUGGAGGCACUUUAGACCACGGACACUACCACUACACGAGCUGGACAAUGCCCACCCUCUGUUCAGGAGGUUGAGCCGAGGCCUGAAGCGCCCGCUCGCUUCGGCCGGGGGGCAGCCGUUUGGAUCUCAGCGCCCGGCCAGGGUUAUCCCUGCACCCACGCCCACUGCUGCUUUCACAACUGAACAGUACCAGCAGCAUCAGGAGCAGCUGGCCCUGAUGCACAAACAGCAGCUGGAGCAAAUCCAGCUGCAACAGCAAGCCAACAGCACUGCCAACAGCACACAGAGCCUCGCAAACACGUUGGACCAGGCCAGUGCUCAGUUCGCCGCCUCGGCCGUCAUCUCCACCGACCAACUUCUGGUCCUAAAAACCAAGGAUGAGCUGGCCCAGGGAGGCGGAAUCAAUGGCGUCCUCCCCCCCUCAGGUGUAUAUAAGGGCUUGCACCUCUCGAGCACAACAUCCCCAUUCCCAGCUGCCCCGGCUCCUCCAACCACUACCCCGGCGUCUGCCCUGCUCCACCCGUGCACCACCAGCUCUGCUACCAGUAACAACAACGGCACCGCCCACCCUGCCAACACCACUACCACUAACAGCGCCACCACUCAGGUCCUGCUGGGAAACAACAGCCUUCGUCUGGGCGUUCCCGCCGCGAAGCGCAUCCACGCGCCCCGGACGCUGGGCACCACUAUGUCAACAUCCGCCUUAAAGCUCGCCCACGCAGCAACCGCCAACUGUCAGAAACCCAAGGUCGCCACGGCCUCAGCGUCUCCGCUGGACAUGGUGCCCAGGGAGAAUCACGAACAAGAGAAGCAAGCACUGAACAGUCUAUCAGAGAACACAGUGGCCAUGGAGGUCACGUAGCCUCUGGUCACAGCUCGAGGGAAACGUGACUUUUCUUUUCAUUUAAAGUUUUCUUUUUUCUUUUUCUUUUUUUAAUUUUUCUUUGGUGCUAUGCAUCAUUCGUAAGUCGUGAAUGCAGGUGGUGGAUGAAUGAGCAUGGCAAGUCUAGGUUUCCAUGGCAACUGUUUUGGGACUUAAUUGCAAUGCUCGUCUCGUACUUCUUUCUCCCCACCCCCCCUCUCUGCCCCCCCACCCCCCGCCCUAUUUGUUACUGUUAAUAAGAGAUUGUCUGUAAAUUCUUAAUAUGGCAAUUAUAUGUACAGUACUGCAUAUUUGUAAUAUCCCACCCCCCACCCCCCCCAAAACCCCCUAUUCUUGUAUAUAACAUUACUUGAAUACAGAAUUGUUCAUUUGUGAUGUUUUGCACUCGAUAUGAAAAAAAUUAAAAAGAAAAACAACAAACUGCAACUGGUGCGAGUAUGAGGAGUGAAAGUUGUACCACAGAGAAACGUGUCAUCAGGUGCAUGGUGCAGAGGUGCAGAACCUGCUGAUGGAUCUAUUUAUUGUGCCGUGUUUACAGGUCCCUUUCCCCCUCCUCUACGUCCAUGUCUUUUAUAUCCCACGCCUUUCUUUUUUGUUUAUUAUAAAAGCCUCUCGCCAGUUCCUCAUGCUGUAGUUGGUUAUUUUGAUUGGCUUUUUUUUUUUUUUUUUGUAUUUUUGUUUUUGGGAUAUCAGACAUGGGCUUUCACCCGUUUUUUAUUUGUUGGGUGUCCUUUCCCCAUGUGUCAUCAUGUUAAAUCCUCAGACGGACAGAGAUUCAGGCGCAGGACACUAGAAGAUCACAGCUGGGGCUCAGACUGUAGGCAUCAGUUCAGUGGCUUGAACGGUCUCCACAAAGCUCUUCCAUUCAUAUUAUUCCAAGUAACAAAACAAUGGGGAUGAAGACUUUUCCAGAAGACUUUGCUGCUUCUGUAGUAUUUAAGCACUAUAUCUUUUAUUUUUUUCCUUCCCAGUUGAUUGCUGCUUUUUUUUUUUUUUUUUUUUUUUUUAUUAAAUAAAUUUCCAGCUUCUGGUUUGCACCAGAAAGCCUCAUUUGCUAUUUUUUUUAAUUUAUCCAAAAAGUAAUCCCCAAUUUUUUUUAAUAAAUAUUUUUGUAUUUCCUUUUUUUAUGUCCUCCAUUAAUGACUUUGUUCUUUUGUUACUUGUUGAUCUAAAACAUUUUAAAAAAGGAAAAACUAAGGGAGUUUUAAAAAGGAAAAAAAAAUGCAGUAACUGACAUUUAUCAUUCCAGCAUCUAUAUAAUGAAGAAAAUGUGUAUGAAUUGAAUUAAAAAAGAAAAAAAAAACGGACAAAAAAAAAAGUUUUCUCUUUUUAAAAACUCCUGAAGGCUGAAAGGCCAUGAACCACAUGUUAUCGGGUGCCUUCAUUUGGGAAAAAAAUAAAAACCUAAGAAAAAAAAAAUGGCUCUCUUCUGUGAAGAGUUUGGUACUGAACAAGGCUACUUGUAGUUUCUCUCUGUCUGUACCACAGUCCCUAUGCCCGUUUCAAUGGCCCACUUUCAUUCAUGACUAAUUUUGUUUUCUUUUUUUUGUAGUCCCACCACACACAUGAAAAAAGAAAUCCUGAAAUGUCACAAAAUGAAAUAAAAAUCCAGGGCAUUAUGUG
Molecule: messenger RNA, 4395 nt
Organism: Cololabis saira (Pacific saury)
Lineage: Eukaryota; Metazoa; Chordata; Actinopteri; Beloniformes; Belonidae
Product: enhancer of polycomb homolog 1-like
Exons: 14
Coding region: 268-2751 (827 amino acids)
Biological process (GO): regulation of transcription by RNA polymerase II
Cellular component (GO): piccolo histone acetyltransferase complex
Source: RefSeq, a predicted model, not a curated record